Molecule: messenger RNA, 1153 nt
Organism: Arabidopsis lyrata subsp. lyrata
Lineage: Eukaryota; Viridiplantae; Streptophyta; Magnoliopsida; Brassicales; Brassicaceae
Product: F-box/LRR-repeat/kelch-repeat protein At2g27520
Molecular function (GO): protein binding
Source: RefSeq, a predicted model, not a curated record
GAAAGCUUAUAACCUAAUAUCUGAUUUCUUUUAGAUCAAGUAAAAACAAUGGUGAGGUUUGAUCUUCCAUGGGAUUUGGUAGAUGAAAUACUCUCUAGAGUUCCGGCUACAUCUGUACGACGAUUACAAUAUACUUGCAAACGAUGGAACGCUUUAUUCAAAGAUCCGGAAUUCAUCACAAAGCAAUUGGAUAAAGCAGUAAAGCAGAAUUUGGUUCUCAUGUGGAGUAAUUUUAGGGUUUACUCGCUGAGAAUCAAUCUCAACGAAAUUCAAAACGACAAUAUUGCUUUUGAUCCAUCUAUAGAGUUUACGGCUCAACAUAGCCAACAAGUUGAAAUAUCACAACUUUUUCACUGCAAUGGAUUAUUGUUAUGUUCCACGAAAGAGGCCAACAAGACCAAACUUGUUGUUGUAAAUCCGUGUACUGGUCAAACCAGGUGGAUCGAACCAAGAAGUGAUUACACGAAGCAUGAUAUAUAUGCUCUAGGUUACGAAAACAAUAACAAGAAAUCGUACGAUAGCUACAAAAUCUUGAGGAUUUCGUAUGGUGGCAAACUUUUGUAAAUCUUUGAGCUAAAGUCUAAUUCAUGGAGGGUUCUUCCUCAAGUCCCUCCCAACAUGGAUCUGGAUCUACGUAUUUAUGGACAAGGCGAGUCUUUGAAGGGAAAUACCUACUGGUUUUGCAUUUUUUAUUUCAAUAUAGUGAGUUUUGAUUUCACAACAGAAAAUGAAGGUUUCUAUACUUUUGCUCUAUCAGUUGUUAGAGAAGAGCAUCUUUUGGUGUUACGUUCGAGGUUUUAUAUGGGAAAGAUAGAGAUAUGGGUGGGUAAUAAGAUUGAUACUGAAACUAUGUUGACGUGGAGUAAAUCCUUUACAUUCGAUUUUGUUUCUCUGCGUGAUCUUCCUUUUAUAAGAAUUCUAAGUUUCUUCUUUGAAGAAGACAAGAAAGUGAUUGUUGUGGGCUGUGGCACUGGCAGAAGCAGAAGCGAGGAGAACUAUAAGAACAUGAUAUACAUUGUUGGAAAGCAUGGUUCCAAAAAGUUAGAUUAUGAGACAGACCAAUCUAAUUGUCGGCCGUUUUUCUUAAGUUAUGUUCCAAGUUUAGUUACUUUAUAUCCACCAAUGUAAUAUGUUUUUCUUCUUACUGAUCUUA